Molecule: messenger RNA, 1728 nt
Organism: Fusarium mangiferae
Lineage: Eukaryota; Fungi; Ascomycota; Sordariomycetes; Hypocreales; Nectriaceae
Exons: 4
Coding region: 1-1728 (575 amino acids)
Biological process (GO): transmembrane transport
Cellular component (GO): membrane
Molecular function (GO): sulfate transmembrane transporter activity
Source: RefSeq, a predicted model, not a curated record
AUGUCUAGUAAAGAAGGCCUUGCCGAAUCCCAUCCCGCUGGAGAUUUCACGACUCAGCCUGUCAAGCGUUACAGGUGGUACCAUCUCUUCGGCAAAGAUGUCAGCCACGUACCAGUCGACGAAGGCUACUCAACAGGCUCUGACACAGCUUCCCUACAUAGUGAGAUUGUGAACAGCCAUCAGAAUGUCUUUGCUGCUCCGGAAGCGGUGGAUAUCUACAAAAUAGUCGAUGGCUUCGAAGGCGCCCACCGCUUCGAGCCUUCUGCGACGUGGGAGUCCCAGGAGGAGGAGAAGCUAGUAAGACGGCUUGACUGGUUUAUCGCACUUCCUGCCUGCAUUAUGUUCUUUGCUCUCCAGCUGGACCGUGGCAAUAUCGUCCAAGCUCUUUCGGAUGGCAUGCUAAAUGAUCUCGGUCUCACGACAAAUGACUACAAUAAUGGCAUGACGAUAUUUUACUGUUCGUUCUUAUUCGCAGAGCUCCCGUCACAAGUCAUUGGGAAAAAGCUGGGACCAGACGUCUGGAUCCCUAUCCAGAUGGUACUAUGGAGUGUCGUGGCAAUGUCACAGGCUGCGCUUCAGGGAAAGACCAGCUUCUUUAUCUGCCGCUGGUUGCUUGGAAUGCUCGAAGGAGGCUUCAUCCCUGACACCAUUCUUUAUCUUUCGUACUUUUACAAGAAUGUCGAGCUUCCUAGACGCCUAAGUUGGUUCUGGACAUCAUACCAAGGCACGCAGAUUAUUGGUGCCUUUUUAGCAUACGGUAUUCUCCACCUCCGGGGCCAUAGUGGGUUACAUGAAGGAUGGCGAUAUCUGUUCGUGAUUGAGGGCUCAUUUACUGCACUGAUCGGUAUAUUGACCUUUUUCUACCUACCGCCAUCCCCCACGCAGACUUCUCGAACAGGCUGGAAAGGAUUACUUCGACCCAGGUCCGGAUGGUUCUCUGAACGCGAAGAGAUCAUCAUGGUUACGCGAGUUCUUCGGGAUGAUCCUGGCAAGGCUACCAUGCAUAACCGUCAGGGCUUAACGGGCAGCCUGAUCUGGGAAGCUCUCUCUGACUACCAUAUGUGGCCUAUCUAUCUCAUCGGUCUUUCCUGGGGUAUUCCUAAUGCGCCUCCCCAAGCAUACAUCACACUCACAUGCAAGGCCCUUGGUUUCGAUACUUUCCAUACCAACCUUCUUACAAUCCCGGCAUAUACCCUGUUCAUUAUACAGCUACUGUUCUGGACCUGGGUAUCCGAAAGGAUCAACCAGCGUGUUCUUCUCGGUGUUAUCGGCCAACUAUGGUCCUUGCCACUUCUGGUUUCCCUUGUAGUUUUGCCUCCCGUCUUUCCAGGAUGGAAAUGGGCAAAAUGGACUCUGUCUACACUUCUUGUUGGCGCUCCCUACCCUCAUGCGAUUCUUGUGGCCUUGACGUCCCGCAAUGCCGGAUCUGUCCGCACCCGUACUGUUGGCUCUUCGCUCUAUAACAUGAGCGUUCAAAUGUCGAGCAUUAUAUCUUCACAGAUCUACCGCAAGAACGACGCGCCAUACUAUUAUACUGGAAACAAAGCGCUACUUGGAGUCUUGGGUUAUAAUAUCUUGAUCUAUAUCCUUAUCAAGCUCUAUUAUGUUAGGGAGAAUAACAAAAGAGACAAGAUCUGGGAAGGCAUGACCAGAGAGGAGAGAGUUAAUUAUCUCAAGACAACAACUGAUCAAGGAAACAAAAGGCUGGAUUUCAGGUUUGCUUCAUGA